Messenger RNA from Drosophila subpulchrella, 1358 nucleotides. RefSeq names its product peptide chain release factor 1-like, mitochondrial (gene mRF1). The record is from RefSeq and is a predicted model, not a curated record. The transcript has a single exon. The coding region runs from base 72 to 1250 and encodes 392 amino acids. Gene Ontology annotation, molecular function: translation release factor activity. Gene Ontology annotation, biological process: translational termination. Lineage: Eukaryota; Metazoa; Arthropoda; Insecta; Diptera; Drosophilidae.
UUGUCCACCUCUUGUUGUUAUUUAAUUAUUUUUAUAUUAUUUUACCGAUUUUUCAAUGAAAACCUGACAAAAUGCUGUCGCGUAAAUUGCUAAACCUUCGUCUGGGGCACCUGACACGUCGCUGGGCCAGCACAGAUCCCCUGAGCAUCCAGAACGAGAAGCUGCAGGCGUAUCUGGAGUCUCUGCGCCAGGAGUACUACGCCGUGCGGGUAAAUGCAGCCGGAAACAGCAAUUCCUACGCCCGGCUCGCCCAGCUGGAGGGCGUGGUCAGUGCCCUGGAGCAGCGACGCGUCCUGGAGCGCCACAUCACCAGCGCCAAGGACAUGGAGCUGGAGAAGGACGAGGAUAUGCGCCAACUGAUGCGUGAGGAGAAUGAAGUCUAUGUGGAUCUGCUGGGCAAGCAAGAUCAGACUUUGCUGCAGGAACUGCUCGCCCUUUCGGAUGACGAGGUGUAUCCGGCACUGAUCUUCGGCCUGAAUGCCGGCGCCGGUGGACAGGAGGCCAUGUUGUUCGCCCAGGAGCUGUACGAGAUGUACACCAGCUUCUUCGAGCACAUGGGCUGGGAGUGGGAGGAGUUUGCCAGCGAGAGCACUGACAUAGGUGGCCUGCGCCAUGCCAGCCUGAUGGUGAGCGGCGAGGAUGCCUUCCGUUGGCUGCGUUAUGAGGCGGGAGUUCAUCGGGUGCAGAGGGUUCCAGCCACCGAGAAGUCUGGACGGAUGCACACCAGCACCGCCUCGAUCACCGUGAUUCCCCGUCCCGCCGACAUCCAAGUUCACAUUGCCGAGAAGGAUCUGAAGAUCGAGACGAAGCGGGCGAGUGGAGCUGGUGGGCAGCAUGUGAACACCACCGACUCUGCUGUGCGGAUUGUCCAUCUGCCUACCGGUCUGGCUGUGGAGGCGCAAUCGGAGCGCUCGCAACUGAAGAACCGGGAGCUGGCCAUGAAGCGUCUGCGCUCACGACUUGUGCAACAGCAACUGGAGAGCGUCGAGGCAAGCAAAAUGGCAACCAAGAAGGCGCAACAAGGAAGUCUUAACCGCAACGAGAAGAUUCGCACGUACAAUUUCGUCCAGGACCGGAUCACGGACCACAGGAUUCAAGGCGGCACGCUGCACAACCUUGACGGUUUCCUCAAGGGCGGCGAGCAACUGAGUGGACUCAUCGAAAAGCUGCAACUAGAGCAGCGAAAGGAGCGACUGAAGGAGCUGUUGGAUACGUGGCAGCCACCAGAAGAGGCCAUUAAGAAGAACUAGAGCUACUUUUAGUUUGUUACUACAUAUAUAUGCCUGCGUUUUAAAAGUAAAUAAGCCUGGUUUACCCUCAUCGUUUGCAAAAUAGAAAAACUUAGUUAUGAAAGGAAA